Messenger RNA from Neltuma alba, 581 nucleotides. RefSeq names its product peptidyl-prolyl cis-trans isomerase 1. Gene Ontology annotation, cellular component: plasma membrane; cytosol; cytoplasm. Gene Ontology annotation, molecular function: cyclosporin A binding; peptidyl-prolyl cis-trans isomerase activity. The transcript has a single exon. Gene Ontology annotation, biological process: protein peptidyl-prolyl isomerization; protein folding. NCBI's taxonomy places the organism in Eukaryota, Viridiplantae, Streptophyta, Magnoliopsida, Fabales, Fabaceae. The coding region runs from base 45 to 563 and encodes 172 amino acids. The record is from RefSeq and is a predicted model, not a curated record.
UCCUCUUUUGAUCAGUCUGAGUUUUUCGCCCUUUUCUCGCAGCAAUGGUAAACCCUAAGGUCUUUUUCGAUAUGACCAUCGGCGGUCAACCGGCUGGCCGGAUUGUCAUGGAGCUUUUCGCCGACACCACCCCCAGGACCGCCGAGAACUUCCGCGCUCUCUGCACCGGCGAGAAGGGAGUCGGUCGCAGCGGCAAGCCGCUUCACUACAAGGGCUCCGCCUUCCACCGGGUGAUCCCCAGCUUCAUGUGCCAGGGAGGUGAUUUCACCGCUGGAAAUGGCACCGGUGGCGAGUCGAUUUACGGUGCCAAGUUCGCUGAUGAGAACUUCAUCAAGAAGCACACCGGUCCUGGUAUCCUCUCCAUGGCUAAUGCUGGGCCGGGAACCAACGGAUCUCAGUUCUUCAUCUGCACUGCCAAGACCGAGUGGCUCGACGGCAAGCACGUGGUGUUCGGCCAAGUCGUGGAGGGCAUGAAUGUGGUGAAGGACAUCGAGAAGGUCGGAUCUAGCUCUGGCAGGACCGCCAGGCCGGUGGUGAUUGCUGACUGCGGUCAACUCUCUUAGACUGCUGCGGCCUUGCUU